Molecule: messenger RNA, 518 nt
Organism: Theileria parva strain Muguga
Lineage: Eukaryota; Apicomplexa; Aconoidasida; Piroplasmida; Theileriidae
Gene: Dynll1
Product: Dynein light chain 1
Exons: 1
Coding region: 183-479 (98 amino acids)
Biological process (GO): microtubule-based process
Cellular component (GO): dynein complex
Molecular function (GO): dynein light intermediate chain binding; dynein intermediate chain binding
Source: RefSeq, a predicted model, not a curated record
UUGCGAGACGUGAAAAGAUCUAAAAAUUCGAUUACAAAUUUUUCGUUCACUAAUAAUUUAUUUUUAAAAAACAUUUUUCAAUUUUCCGACUUCAGCUCCUGUAAAAUAUCUACACAUCACGCUUUUCAAACACAAUCACCUGUAACAUAAAUUCCUACAUUAAAUCACCGAAAGUAAAUAAAAUGGCAACACUCAGAAACGACGCUAAACCCACCGUAGCAGACGCGGUCAUCAAGAACGUCGACAUGGACGAAACCACCAAGACCUUCGCACUCAAAGUUGCCGUUGACGCCAUAACAAAGUUCGAGGUAGAAAAGGACAUUGCAGGACACAUCAAGAAGGAGUUCGACAAGACCUACGAGCCAACAUGGCAUUGCAUUGUCGGAAAGAACUUCGGCUCCUACGUCACUCACGAGAAGCAGUGCUUCAUCUACUUUUACCUCGGUAAGAUGGCCAUCCUUAUCUUCAAGAACGGUUAAGUCAGGUUUUAACACCGUAAUCUAGUCCAAAGGACAAAA